Molecule: messenger RNA, 2368 nt
Organism: Syngnathus acus (greater pipefish)
Lineage: Eukaryota; Metazoa; Chordata; Actinopteri; Syngnathiformes; Syngnathidae
Gene: eif5
Product: eukaryotic translation initiation factor 5
Exons: 12
Coding region: 715-2013 (432 amino acids)
Biological process (GO): translational initiation; formation of translation preinitiation complex; formation of cytoplasmic translation initiation complex
Cellular component (GO): cytosol
Molecular function (GO): translation initiation factor activity; GDP-dissociation inhibitor activity; eukaryotic initiation factor eIF2 binding
Source: RefSeq, a predicted model, not a curated record
UGCACACGUCGGACGAUUUAGCUUUUAAUGCUGGAUUUAGGUCAUGCUAACGCUAACGCUAAUUUUGAAUUCUCUUUAGAGCAGUUGGCGACAAUUAUUUGUGGCGUACAGUAAUUAUGCAAUAUCGGAUCCAAUAUGACGCUAAAACACAUGCGACAUUUGCGUAACAGUCAUUCGUCCAUUUGGAGCUGACGGUUAAACCUCGCCGCCCAAGAGAACCACUUUCCGCUACAUUUUAUCGCUAUGCUCGAUGUUUUGAGACAAGAACGUUAUUUUACAGUGGAAAAUAACGCCUCUCUCCACUCGGCUUUCAAGGUCUCGACUCCACAGAGGACAUUUUUGGACACAGCGGCCUGCGCGUCUUGUCAAGGCUUUUGCCUCCCUUCAUCGGCUCUUUCCAACCCUAGCAUCUUAAAAAAAAAAAAAAAAAAAAAAGAGAGAAAAAAAAAGCGAGAGGGCCCCCUCCUCCUUCAUCAUCCUCAUCCUCGUCACACAGCACCCGAGAAGCCUGCUGCAAUCGAUACAAGAACAGCGGCAGCCAUCGACACUGUUCACUGCGCCUCUUGGGACGAUCAGCGUUGUGUUUAUGUCUUUAUUUUGCGAAAACGAGCUGUUGCGCAGCCGUUGGAACCUGUGUGGUGGAAACUUAGCCUUCAAGCGGGGAGCUUGCGGCCACGGCGGCACGGCGUUUUUCAUUAGCGCCGUCCAGCCAACAUGUCUGUCAAUGUCAACCGCAGCGUGUCGGACCAGUUCUACCGCUACAAGAUGCCCCGUCUGAUCGCCAAGGUGGAAGGGAAAGGGAAUGGAAUCAAGACUGUCAUUGUCAACAUGGUCGAUGUUGCAAAGGCGCUGAACAGGCCUCCAACAUACCCGACCAAGUUUUUUGGCUGUGAACUCGGCGCUCAAACCCAGUUCGAUACCAAAAAUGACCGUUACAUUGUCAACGGCUCGCACGAGGCCAACAAGCUGCAGGACAUGCUGGAUGGGUUCAUCAGGAAAUUUGUGCUGUGCGCCGAGUGCGACAACCCAGAAACCGACCUGAACGUGAAUCCCAAGAAGCAAACCAUCGGCACGUCCUGCAAGGCCUGCGGCUACCGUGGCAUGCUCGAUACCAAGCACAAACUCUGCACCUUCAUCCUCAAAAACCCGCCAGAGGCCAGCGACAGCGGAUCCACCACCGCCAAGAAGGAGAAAGAGAAGAAGAACCGCAAGAAGGACAAGGAGAACGGCUCAGGAAGCGGAGAGGCCGGAAACCAGGAGAACAUUGACGCUCCUGACGCUGUGGACGGAGACGACGACGACGACGACUGGGGGGAGGAGACCACCAAGGAGGCUCAGAGGAGGCGAAUGGAGGAGAUCAGCGACCACGCCAAGAACCUGACGCUCAGCGAGGAUCUGGAGAAACCUCUGGAGGAGAGAGUCAACCUCUUCUACAACUUUGUCAAACAACGGAAGGAGAACGGCACGGUGGACUCGGCCGACAAGGAGAUCCUGGCCGAGGCCGAGCGUCUGGACGUGAAGGCCAUGGGCCCGCUCAUCCUCAGCGAGCUGCUCUUUGACGAGAAUAUCCGCGAGCAGCUCAAGAAAUACAAGCGUCACUUCCUGCGGUUCUGCCACAACAACAAGAAGGCUCAGAAGUACCUACUGGGCGGCUUUGAGUGCUUGGUCAAGCUGCACCAAGUCCAGCUGUUGCAGAGAGUUCCCAUCAUCCUCAAGGACUUUUACGACGCUGACCUCCUAGAGGAGGACGUUAUCUUUGCCUGGGCCGAGAAGGUUUCCAAAAAGUAUGUCUCCAAGGAGCUGGCCAAAGAGAUCCGCGCUAAGGCGGCGCCCUUCAUCAAGUGGCUGAAGGAGGCCGAGGAGGAGAGCGAGGGCAGCGAUGAAGACGACGAGGAAGAUGAUGAGAAUGUUGAGGUGGUUUAUUCCUCUUCGGCACGUGAGCUCAAAGUGGAGACUGUGAAAGUGGAUAAGCCGGAGAAGGAGGACGAAGACAUCGAUAUUGAUGCCAUCUAAGACGCACGGACAAUAUUGAUGACAUGAUUCUUGUUUUUUUUGUGGCUUUGACUCACGAUUUUGAAAUGGCUGAACCCCUUAGCUCUGGCCACCCUGUAACCAGCUGACUCCUCCCUCCCCCUUCGCUUUGAGGCAUGUUCUCUUAACCUUGCGCGCUAAGCUAACUGGCUGCACAUCCACUCUUCUGUCACGUUGAUGUGCAUACAAGCCCUAAAAUAAGACAAGAGUUGUUACGAUGCUCGUUUCUGGGAGGGAUUUUAAUCAUGCCUGUUUUUCGAGGGUCAUUGCAGUGCACUUUUUUUGGUCCCUCAUACUUUUCCAGUCAAUAAAGAAGUGAAUGUUUUGCUAUCCACAA